Camellia sinensis is the source of this 721-nucleotide messenger RNA. RefSeq lists its product as uncharacterized. The record is from RefSeq and is a predicted model, not a curated record. NCBI's taxonomy places the organism in Eukaryota, Viridiplantae, Streptophyta, Magnoliopsida, Ericales, Theaceae.
CUUUCUUAAAAACCUACACUGACCUUGUUUGAGGGAGGAAAAACUAGAAGAGUAAAAAUGGAAUAUAAGGCUCGAACAGGCUCCAGAUCAGUCUUCCUCCAUCUUCUUCUCCUACUCCUCCUGUUGGCUUCGUCUUCUCCGUCAACCACUGCACAAUCCGAUGACAUAGGCUACGUUCAUGGUGAUGCAGAGGCUGGCUUAGAUGAAGUUGAUUUUACUUUUACCACUACCACUAUCACUAUGGCACAUAAGGAGGGCUCCCUCACUACCACUACCAGUCCUGGCGAUCAGGAGGCAAGCGUAGAGAAUGGAACACUUGGUAACAAGGAAGGUGAUCAGCAACCGAGUGAAGGAAAUUACAAGCAAUGUCCAGCAGAGUUCCAGUGCCAAUGUCCGGCAGUGUGUGAAUGCCCAGACUCAAAAUCUUUUAAUCAAAUCAAGGACGAUCUAGCUCCUUUUAUUCGCCAGCAGUUUAGAGAGCUGUUGAAGAAAGCACUUGAUAACUAGCUCACAAUUAAGUGUAGCAAAUUCAAAUAAUUAUCGGCCAUGUUAGCGUCUUCUGAUCUGUAACAAUGGCAAAUGUAUGGUCUGUUCAACUGAUCCAUGUAUUGAAUAGAGUACUACUACUACUACCAGUACUACUACUCCAAUAUCCAUUGAAUAAUAUUGUGGGAUUUGCAAAUGAGAAUAAAAGUCGUUUGACAUCCAUUUGUCUUAUAAA